UUGGGGAAGGCCCCCUCCCUCCUCCGUCCUCUGGAGGAGCCUGGUCCUCACUCCUGGUGCUGAGUGUCCCCCAGGGCCCCCACAGGCCUCCCCUCCGGCCUUGAGGGCUCUGCCUGUCCUCUCACCCGGGAGGGGGGCAAGGCCAUGGGGCUGCCCCUGCUGCUGCCCCUGCUGCUCCUGGUGUCUCUGCAGGCUGGUCACUGGGCACAGAGAAAUCCAGAGCCUCUCUUUGAGAUGAAGCAACGAAGGCAUCUCUCAGCCCCCGAGGGUGGCUUCAUUCACAUCCCCUUCUCCUUCUCUUACCGUGGGAAAUUAGCCAAGGAUCCCAACGUGAGAAUAUCCUGGAGAUGGAAACACUUCCAUGGGGAGUUCAUCUACAAAAUGACCCCUCCAUUCAUCCAUGAGAAUUUCAAGAACCGGAUCUUCCUGAACUGGAAGAAGGGUCAGAAGACUGGCUCCCUCUGGAUCUCAGACCUGCAGAGGGAAGACCAGUCUGUGUACUUCUGCCACGUGGCAUUAGACACACUGACAUACGGCAAGCAGCGGUGGCAGUCCAUCGAGGGGACCAACCUCACCGUCACCCCCGGCCGCAAAACAACCACCUGGGGUCCUAUCACCACCACCACCACAGCUGGCCUCGGGGGCUCAGAGGGCAAAAGGAGUUCCAAGCUGUGGUCCCUGACCAUGGAAGCUACAGUCGGGUUGGCACUGGCCAGCGUUGUACUGCUCAAGAUCCCGAUCGUGGGACUGACUGUGUACCUUUGGUGGAAGAGAAGCAAAGGUGCGCAGACUGAAGCCAGAACCCCAGCCAGGAUGACGCUGGAGUCUCCAAUGCCUCCCUCACUGUCUCCAGCUGGACCUCACCAACUCAGCAGCGCCUCCCCUCCUCCCUCCCCACUGGGAACCCCAGGAAGAGACCCUGUACUCUGUCUUAAAGGCCUAAGCAGUGGGACUGAGUGGGGACCUCCUUCGAGUCAGCUGCGCACAGGGAUCUCAGCCCCUCAUAAUCUCCCCGGCCAGACGCAGACAGCUCAGAGGCCGGCAGGUGCGGGGCCACCAAGGACCUGAGAGUCACACAGCCCCCGCCCCGAUUCCCUCUUCACCUCCCCAGCCUUUCACCACAAAAAUAAAAGGACCUGUGCAAUCUG
This is a messenger RNA of Dama dama (fallow deer), 1148 nucleotides long. RefSeq names its product paired immunoglobulin-like type 2 receptor beta. Bases 145 to 1068 code for a protein of 307 amino acids. NCBI's taxonomy places the organism in Eukaryota, Metazoa, Chordata, Mammalia, Artiodactyla, Cervidae. The transcript has 5 exons. Gene Ontology annotation, molecular function: MHC class I protein binding. The record is from RefSeq and is a predicted model, not a curated record.